AGAGUGAACGUGAAGUGCCAAGACGAAGGUCAGAAAAGCAGAAGUGGCGAAUAACGAGAGGUCUUUUUUAUAACUCAGAGUCACAGCCGACAUAAAUAAAACCACCGUGAAGGCAAAUCAACUCCAGGUGAUUGACCAUGGCUGUGAACGUAUACUCGACCUCAGUGACCAGCGAUAAUUUAAGUCGCCACGACAUGUUGGAGUGGAUCAAUGAGUCUCUACAGAUGAACCUCACCAAGAUAGAAAUGUUGUGCUCAGGUGGUGCAUACUGCCAGUUCAUGGACAUGCUGUUUCCCAACUCAGUGCCUCUGAAGAGAGUUAAAUUUGGUGCCAAGCUGGAGCAUGAAUACAUCCAUAAUUACAAGCUCCUGCAGCUGUCCUUCAAAAAGAUGGCAGUAGACAAGAUCAUUCCAGUAGACAAACUGGUGAAGGGGAAGUUCCAGGACAACUUUGAGUUCGUUCAGUGGUUCAAGAAGUUCUUUGACGCCAACUACGAUGGAAAGGAGUACGACCCGGUGGAGGCGAGGCAGGGCCAGGACGCCAUGCCCCAAGGACCCUCCCUGUCAGCGCUCAACAAACCCCCCAAGAAGGCCCUCAGUCAAGCUCCUCAGAGGCCGCCUGUCGCCAAGGUAGCGCCCAAGUUGUCUGACGUUAGGGCGAGGAAGCUGGGGAUGGGAGGAGGCGACGAGGAGAGGGCGGAGCUUAUUAACGAGAUGGACAUGCUGAAGUCGACCAUUCAGGACAUGGAGAAGGAGAGAGAUUUUUAUUUUGGUAAGCUGAGGAACAUCGAGCUGAUCUGCCAGGAGAAGGAAGGAGAGGGCGACCCGACACUGCAGAGGAUCAUCGACAUCCUCUACGCCACAGAUGAUGGUUUCGUGAUACCGGACGCUGAGGAGCAGGAGGAGUUUUAAUAUUCAAGACAGCGAGAUCAAAAUGUGAAAUAAAAAUGUUUCUAUGAAUAAUUCUAAGUUUCUUUACAUCCCUCCACAGCUG
Molecule: messenger RNA, 993 nt
Organism: Labrus mixtus (cuckoo wrasse)
Lineage: Eukaryota; Metazoa; Chordata; Actinopteri; Labriformes; Labridae
Product: microtubule-associated protein RP/EB family member 1-like
Exons: 7
Coding region: 138-911 (257 amino acids)
Biological process (GO): protein localization to microtubule plus-end; spindle assembly; regulation of microtubule polymerization or depolymerization
Cellular component (GO): microtubule organizing center; cytoplasmic microtubule; spindle midzone
Molecular function (GO): microtubule plus-end binding
Source: RefSeq, a predicted model, not a curated record